AGAUGUGAAUAGCUUGUUGCUAACUAGCUGAAUCAUUUCGGGGAGGUAGCUUCGUUUCUCAUAUUUCGUCGUUUCGGGUUUGUCUUGCAGUACAAUGGCAGCGAGAUACGACAGAGCAAUCACGGUCUUUUCUCCUGAUGGUCAUCUAUUUCAAGUGGAGUACGCACAGGAAGCUGUAAAAAAAGGUUCAACAGCGGUGGGGAUCAGAGGUAAAGACAUUGUUGUCCUUGGCGUGGAGAAGAAAUCGGUGGCAAAGUUGCAAGAGGAAAGAACUGUUCGCAAGAUCUGUGCACUGGAUGAACAUGUCUGCAUGGCAUUUGCGGGUCUGACAGCAGAUGCCCGUAUUGUGAUAAACAGAGCACGGGUUGAGUGCCAGAGCCACAGGCUAACAGUUGAGGACCCUGUCACAGUGGAAUACAUCACACGGUACAUAGCAACGCUGAAACAGCGCUAUACUCAAAGCAAUGGCCGCAGACCGUUUGGAAUCUCAGCCCUAAUCGUUGGUUUUGACUAYGAUGGAACUCCCAGGUUGUAUCAGACCGACCCAUCAGGAACCUACCACGCAUGGAAGGCAAAUGCGAUUGGCCGUAGUGCAAAAACUGUGAGGGAGUUCUUGGAGAAGAAUUACACAGAGGAAGCCAUUGCUGGGGACAAUGAGGCAAUCAAGUUGGCAAUUAAGGCAUUGCUUGAGGUUGUCCAGUCUGGAGGAAAAAAUAUUGAACUUGCUGUGAUCAGACGAAAUCAGCCACUCAAAAUUUUGGAAUCCAAGGAGAUUGAGACUCUGGUGGCUGAGAUUGAGAAGGAAAAAGAAGAAGAGGCAGAGAAGAAGAAGCAGAAAAAAUCCUCUUGAAGCUGUUGAUAUGAUCUUUAUUGCACUAAGAUUGCAAUAGGUUUUUUUUUUUGGAUUCUAAAUAUUAAUUUCAGAGGAUUUACUUGGUUAUCUCUUUGUGAAGGCCUGAAUCCUAACUUGAGAGCAGCUCAUGUCGCAUAAAUGUUUUCACAUGUUGCUUUACAAAGUGAAAAGAAUAGCAGGUUAACUCAAUUUGGACACGUUCACUAAUUCAAAAUCAAUGACUAUGUUAAUCCAAACCUUAUAUUAAUGCUGUAGGCACAAAGUUGUGCUGCUCUAAAGUUAGGAUUUACAUCUUUUUCCACGCCUACAAUAAGUUUUUUUUAUUAUUUACCAAAAGGCUCAGAAACUUUUASAAUUUCAAAUGUUGAAAUAAAUUCUUUGCAACAUGAGCAUACGGAAACUAAAUAAUCAAUAAAAGUGGAUUUUUCUUUGUA
Molecule: messenger RNA, 1287 nt
Organism: Austrofundulus limnaeus
Lineage: Eukaryota; Metazoa; Chordata; Actinopteri; Cyprinodontiformes; Rivulidae
Gene: psma8
Product: proteasome 20S subunit alpha 8
Exons: 7
Coding region: 95-850 (251 amino acids)
Biological process (GO): ubiquitin-dependent protein catabolic process
Cellular component (GO): proteasome core complex; proteasome core complex, alpha-subunit complex
Source: RefSeq, a predicted model, not a curated record